AUGUCCUUCAAUCGUUGUCUCGUAAUCACUACUGACAAUGCAGGCCAACAAUCCAACCUUCAAGCCGUCGCCACUAUCUUUUGGCUCGCCCAGGGCAUCGCCCUUCCGCCGACCGUCCACCCCAAACUCCCCGCCCUCGGCGCGGCCAGCAACACCUGGGAGCUCCCUGGCAGAGGGUAUACUCCACUUCAGUCGCCAAGCAAGCUCAAUCAGUCGUACACUGUGGAAGAAGACGACUCCAUCUCUCCCAAGACCGGCCCCGUUCCCCAACCCAACUUUACCAGAGAGCUUCCCCCUUCCCCCACAAAAGGAGCGAAGUCGCCAGCCCAAUCGUCGCCGACUUUUAAAAGCAGGCUUAGUGGUUUUGUGGGUGCUACCACUGACGCGUCGGCAAAAUUACCGGCCAACCAAGUGAGAGAGAUUCGAGAGGCCUUCCAGGUCCUCGAUCGGGACAAUGACGGGAUGGUCAAUAAAGACGAUGUAGCCGAUGUGUUGAUGAACUUGGGUAAGCUUUCUUUGGUGGAGUCUCUUGAAGAUAGCGAGGGUAUUAAUUCAAAUUUACAUCCAGGCCAAGAUUCGUCUCAGUCGACGGUGUCACGAUUCUUCUCUGGCGGUGCUCAGACGAUCAAUUUCCCGACCUUCCUAAAUACCCUGUCGCAGCUGAUGUCCCCCAUGUCAUCGUCCCAGGAAUUGCUCAAUGCGCUUGCCGCCUUCGAUGACGAUGACAACGGCCAAAUCGAAGUGGCCGAACUGCGAGACGCUCUCCUACAUACAGCCCCUGAGGAAGGAGAAACGCCCUUGACAGAGCAGCAGAUUGACGAGGUUUUCAGUGGGUUCACCGGGCGACGGGCAUUUGGAGGCCGGGGUGCGAAGACUGGUGGUAUGGGCAAGAGGGGCGAGGUCUUCCAGUACCACGACUUUGUCCGCAGCGUCGUGGGAGGAGAAAACGGGAACAAUGGACAACGGGAUGCUGGUGCAGCUCAGGCUUGA
This is a messenger RNA of Penicillium alfredii, 990 nucleotides long. RefSeq lists its product as uncharacterized. Gene Ontology annotation, cellular component: cytoplasm; myosin II complex. Gene Ontology annotation, molecular function: cytoskeletal motor regulator activity; myosin heavy chain binding; calcium ion binding. Gene Ontology annotation, biological process: mitotic cytokinesis; actomyosin structure organization. NCBI's taxonomy places the organism in Eukaryota, Fungi, Ascomycota, Eurotiomycetes, Eurotiales, Aspergillaceae. The record is from RefSeq and is a predicted model, not a curated record. The transcript has a single exon. The coding region runs from base 1 to 990 and encodes 329 amino acids.